This is a messenger RNA of Clupea harengus (Atlantic herring), 3598 nucleotides long. RefSeq names its product corticotropin releasing hormone receptor 1 (gene crhr1). Gene Ontology annotation, molecular function: corticotropin-releasing hormone receptor activity; G protein-coupled peptide receptor activity; corticotropin-releasing hormone binding. Gene Ontology annotation, cellular component: plasma membrane; neuron projection. Gene Ontology annotation, biological process: cell surface receptor signaling pathway; adenylate cyclase-activating G protein-coupled receptor signaling pathway. The record is from RefSeq and is a predicted model, not a curated record. NCBI's taxonomy places the organism in Eukaryota, Metazoa, Chordata, Actinopteri, Clupeiformes, Clupeidae.
GAUAAAUCUAAGAUUAUUUCACCGAGUCUUUAAUUAGAACACAUUACGCAAUGAAAUAUGGAAGCUACUAAGGGGCUUCGUGUAAAUAUGAAACGAACUCGACCGCGAUCGUUGCUCGCUCCUACUGAAAUAUAUUUUUUCAAUAUGGCCGGAUCUAAAACAACCGAGUGUAAUACUAAACAAAACAGCUGCAAAAGUUGUCAAAGUAGGCGACUCAAGUUAAAUUUCGACUGCAAAUAAAGCUUUCAUAUGGGAAGGACAUUGCUUUCCUUUGCGCACAGACUCUGGAGUGUCCCCUGAUCCACCCAGAGGUCUAGCUCCUUUCCCCACAAGUAAAGAAUUGACGAAAGCUCCUUUAAAAGCAAAACAAGUCAGGAAUCAGCCUCGAGAGCAAGUGAAGUUUUGUCCAGCACGAUACACGUUAAUGAACGUUGGAACGAAUGCAUUUUCAAUGCCAGUAGCGCUGCGACCCUUACGAGUAAACCAACCCCGUGCUGUGCUGGUGAUGACGCGUGCAUGUUUCGUUUGGAUGGUCCUCGGUGUCCACAUGCGCGCAGUAGCGCACGCGACACCAAAGAGUACCGCGGUUAAGUCAUAUCGCUGACCGCCAGUCAGACAGCGUCAAACCGGUUUGCCGAGCACUAGCUGCCAAGCAAGUACCUGCCUAUUAUUUUGCUUAAGGAAGGAGAGAGAAAAACAAAUUACUUAUUCGGACGCAUAUGACAAGAGCUUGAUUGCAUCUUCGGAUUGGUAUUUCUGUUCGUUACAUUUUCUAACAGUAUGUACUCACAGAAACAACUGCUUUCGCAUGGGACCAUGGGACGCCUCUCAAGCCCAUAAAGACAAUUAUUUGCCAGCAAGUGCAUUUAAGAGUAUUUUAAUAACUUAAGGUUCUCUUCGACGAGGACUAUUUCUCCUAAGGUGGAUGUGACUGGGCUGUGGGAAGAGCGUGAGAGUCUAUGCGAGUGGGUUUGUCGAGGGGGGAGUGUGUGGAGGGACAGUCGUAGACGUCGACAUCAAGAAACUGCCCUCUGAAGUUAACUGGAAACUGAACUGCCGCUUGGAAGACAGCCUUAGACAAACGAAUGCGAUGAAAUAACCUCCCAUCCGUAUACUGUCUUUUAUUCAGUGAACAGGCACGGAGCCGUGGUGCUGAACUGCUGCGCACAGGGAGGGAAGCUGAGACAACUGCCCAGGAGCACUAUGGCAUCUUUGCCCAUUCAUUGUGGAUGUACAGUACUCUAACUGAAGUUGAAGUGAAUGUAACAUCAUAUUAUUUAACGGAGAAAUUAAUUUACGGUUAAUGUAUGACUACACCCUAAUACAAUUUAGAACAAAAUCCUCAAUGCCUCUUGUGUCUUUGUGGUCUACGGGAUCCCGUAAAGAAUAAACUAAUUUAAGCUUUACACCCAGUGGCUACAAAAGGCAUAUAAUAAUGGCAUUAGAUUGUGGACCAGGCGAAGGACGAAUAGCAUCAAUUUCUAAGUCAUCAUUCCAGAAGAGAGGCGUGUGACCGCAUCGCCUCAGCCGGGAGAGCCGGGCAUAUUGUAUCUUGGAGAGUAAAAUCAGCGUAACCCGAAGAGGGCCGAGGAGGGCUGCACUUUUUGGAACAUAUCUACUCUGCAAAUAAUCCGGAAAAAUGUAUCCCAUCUUCACCCUGCAGGCGUUGACCAUCUGGAUGGCAUUUGUUUCCAUGGCAAAAUCAGAUCUCACCUGCAUGUACCUGCUGCUCUCCACCAACAUCUCAGCUCGGACGCUGGCCCUCUUGAAUCAGACGUUUGGAUACUCCAACCUCACAGCUCACUCUUUGGCCCUGUUGAAUCAGACGCUGACACACACCAAUAUCACCGGCUUGUACUGUGACACCUCUAUAGAUGGCAUUGGUACGUGUUGGCCCAGAAGCAGUGCUGGGGUGGUGGCACUACCCUGCCCCGAGUUCCUCAACGGUGUUCGCUACAACACCUCCAAUAACGUGUACAGAGAAUGCCUCACCAAUGGAACCUGGGCCAUGAAAGGGAACUACUCACAGUGUCAUCCCAUUCUGACUGAGGAGAACAAGAGUAAGAUGCACUACCAUAUUGCAGUGAUCAUAAACUACCUGGGCCACUGCAUCUCGCUCGCAGCCCUCCUGGUGGCCUUCAUCCUCUUCAUGCGGCUCAGGAGUAUCCGUUGUUUGAGGAACAUCAUCCACUGGAAUCUCAUCACAGCGUUCAUCCUUAGGAACGCCACCUGGUUCGUCGUUCAGCUCACCAUGAACCCAGAGGUCCAUGAGAGCAACGUGAUCUGGUGUCGGCUGGUGACUGCGGCAUAUAAUUAUUUCCACGUGACCAACUUCUUCUGGAUGUUUGGCGAGGGCUGCUACCUGCACACGGCCAUCGUGCUCACCUACUCCACCGACAAACUCCGGAAGUGGAUGUUCAUCUGCAUCGGCUGGUGUAUCCCUUUCCCCAUAAUAGUGGCGUGGGCCAUUGGAAAACUCUACUAUGACAACGAAAAGUGCUGGUUUGGGAAGCGGGCAGGCAUCUACACAGACUAUAUCUACCAGGGACCCAUGAUCCUCGUUCUGCUGAUCAACUUCAUUUUCCUCUUCAACAUUGUCAGAAUCCUGAUGACCAAGCUCAGAGCCUCAACUACGUCAGAGACCAUUCAGUACAGGAAAGCUGUGAAGGCCACUCUGGUUCUCCUGCCACUCCUGGGCAUCACCUACAUGCUGUUCUUUGUCAACCCGGGCGAAGACGAGAUCUCCCAGAUCGUCUUCAUCUACUUCAACUCUUUCCUAGAGUCCUUCCAGGGCUUUUUCGUUUCUGUGUUUUACUGCUUUCUGAACAGUGAGGUUCGGUCUGCUGUUCGGAAGAGGUGGCACCGUUGGCAGGACAAGCACUCAAUCCGUGCCCGUGUGGCACGUGCCAUGUCCAUCCCGACCUCGCCGACCCGCGUCAGUUUCCACAGCAUCAAGCAGUCCUCGGCCGUGUGAGGAGGGAGGCUCUUCGGCUGGCUGGCUGGCUGGCUGGCUGGCUGGCUGGCUGGCUGGCUGCCUGGCUGCCAUAUUCUUUCUGGUUUUCAGGUUCCAUUGCACCACACCUCCUUGACAGCCUGCACUGUACAUCUCCGGCUCUCUUCGUCACGUCGCGCCAUGUUGUCGCGUCAUGCCAUGUUGUCGCUCCCUCCCGCUAAGCUGCUGAGACACCAGAAAAACAAAAAACGAAAAACGAACCAUACAGGGUAAAAGAUUUUACAGUCAGCAACCAAUACAGGAGAACAGCAGACUAGAGAUGCAGUACACACAGAGACAAAAUACGUAUUGUGUUGCCAUCUCAAGAGCAAAACACUUUUGUUUAACAGCAGAAGGGUCAGGAAAUAUCUAUUUCAUCUCCCGUCUUGAGGCUGAAAGAAUGGGAGGGUUUGGCCGACCCCAAAACCCAGAUUGCAGGAGCCAAAGAAAUGACCGGUUCCAAGCUAACUGUUAGCUCUCCGGGGAUGUUGGCAAGGAUUCUGUCAACUGGCAACAAUCAAAAGUUCGAUUUCCUCUGGUCUGUUUCAGUUCCUUAAUGAUCCCCCCCCCCUCUGGCCACAGAAGGAGCUGGAACACAGCUUUCGC